Molecule: messenger RNA, 972 nt
Organism: Lotus japonicus
Lineage: Eukaryota; Viridiplantae; Streptophyta; Magnoliopsida; Fabales; Fabaceae
Product: 60S ribosomal protein L2, mitochondrial
Exons: 2
Coding region: 140-802 (220 amino acids)
Biological process (GO): cytoplasmic translation
Cellular component (GO): ribosome
Molecular function (GO): structural constituent of ribosome; RNA binding
Source: RefSeq, a predicted model, not a curated record
CCUGGUGCUCAACUGGUCAACCAAAUUCGUGGAACUCAUGUUAUUUGGGGUGUUUUGCAAGGCUAAUUCAAUUACAUAUGAUUUAGCUAAGCAUGGUUGGCUUUAGAUCUUUCAAACUCUCCCUAAUCUUCAAUUACAUAUGCUUGAAGUAACAGUGAGCCCUAGUGAGUGUAGAGAAGAGCGAGCGAUGGCAGUAAUGAAGAGAGCCCUGCGACAAUUCACCUUCGGAGCCGCCAAGACCGCCGGCAGAAACUCCCAAGGCCGCAUAACUUCCUUCCACAGAGGCGGCGGAGCCAAGCGCUUGCAACGAACCGUCGAUCUCAAACGAAACACCACUUCCUCCGUCGGCGUCGUCGAGAGGAUCGAGUACGACCCUAACCGAUCCUCUCACAUCGCCCUCGUUCGCUGGCUCAACGGCAUCCACCCACCCCAACGCCACACCACCACCACAACCACCGCUGUCACCGCUACAACCACCACUAACAAACCCUCUUCCCUCCGGAUCGAUCCCGACACCAGCGUCCGCGGCGUGUUCGCCCUCAAUUCGAUGCUGCCGCCCGUCGGAACAGCCUCCGGGAACGUUUUCUUAUCAACCUUCGGAAGAAAACCCAAUUCUGAAUCUGAAGCGGUGUCUAUGCCGUUAGGGUUGCCGAGGAUCGCUGUGGCGGCGGCGAGGCCGGCGUUCUUCGCGCCGCGGGUGAAAGGGGAGGAGGAGCUGGAGGUUCGGAAUUGGAAGAGGAAUAGCAAUGUUUGGGCGCAUAGGAACAAACGUAAAGCUGCGAUUUCAUGGCAUAACAUUUGAGUUUGAAGCUCUGUUUGUAACCCUGAAUUUAAUCACUUUUUUAGUUUACUUUUAUUUUUGCAUCUUAAUUGUUGGUUGAAUUUUAGUUGAGGACUGUGUUUCCUCUCUGAAUGUUAAGGGCAUAAGGCAUGAAUUGGUGAUGAUGAAUGACAAUUUAGGUUUUUCCCCUC